This is a messenger RNA of Meira miltonrushii, 1932 nucleotides long. RefSeq names its product RNA-binding domain-containing protein. The coding region runs from base 1 to 1932 and encodes 643 amino acids. The transcript has a single exon. The record is from RefSeq and is a predicted model, not a curated record. Gene Ontology annotation, cellular component: cytosol. Gene Ontology annotation, molecular function: mRNA binding. Lineage: Eukaryota; Fungi; Basidiomycota; Exobasidiomycetes; Exobasidiales; Brachybasidiaceae.
AUGAACUCAUUGUACGACUCUGCUCGUUCUCCUCGCUCCAGAUGGAUCACCGUGUCAAACUUACCACGCGAGGCCAACGAAAAUUGGUUAAAGAUGCUCUUUGCACCCGCAGGUGUUGUCGAAUCAGUCCAUUUCUCCAUGGAAGAUUGCGGUGGCGUUGCAAGCCUUCUCUUUGGUGAAGUUGAACAAGCCAAGAAAGCAUUGGAGUUCAACGGCUUUAAUGCUUUGGGUAUCCGUAUUGACGUUCGUGUUCGUGCAGAUCCACCGGAAUCAUAUCAAUCCAAUGGCCAAAAGCACAACACCUUGGCUCUAGCUCGCCCAAACAAUCUUCCAACACUUUCAAACCAUUUCUCUGGACCGUUUGAUCGCAAUAACAGCCAGGGUAAAGUUGUGGCCAACAAUCAUUAUCCAAUGGACUCAGCUCCGACUCACAAGAAUCUCUAUGUACUGAACUUGCCCUUGGAUGCAACACCUGAUCAGUUGACUGCCCUAUUCGCCUCAUACGGCAAUGUUGUCCAUUGCGUAAUCCUAGCAAUGCUCGAUGCACAAGCUCGUCGAAGAGGAUUUAUCGAUAUGUCAUCACCCAAAGAAGCCAAAGAAGCGAUCGAAGGACUCAACGGCUUCGUGUGGCAUGGCUAUCCGAUCGAAGUGUCGUACGCAAUCGUGCAGCGCAGUGGUGGCCCUUUUGAUCAAAAUGCAGGUCGUCCUGUAAUCAAGCGCAAUGUGCCUCGCAAUCGCUUCAAUACUGGACCAAGACGCAUUCCAAGCGACUCAGCUAUUGAUCCUAGCGUGAUGGCAAACUUGACCCAUCAUUUUUCCCAACAGAUGAACUUUGGUCAAGGUCAUAAUGUCGCAGCACCGCAUGCAUUGCACAAUAACGCAACGGAUCAACACGGUGGCGGUGCAGUUGUUGAUCCAUACACAAUUUUUAUCGCUGGCAUGGAUCCGGCUGCGAUUAUUGACGAUGACGAUUUUCGUACUGCUUUGGAACAUUACGGUGCCAUUACUGCAGCCACCUUGUGCCGUGAUGAAAAUGGUACUUCCCGCGGUUUUGGUAUUGUGACUUUUGCGACUCAACAGGCCGCAACAAAUGUUUGUGAGGCGAUCAAUGGCAAGGUAAUCGAAGGUCGUCGAUUGACUGCACACAAGUAUGUCUAUCAGCCUCCCAGCGCUCAAGGUGCUUUGAAUCCCUUUUUGCAAGCAAGUAGUCCAUUGUCACGUCGAGAUGGUCCAAAUGGCAAUAGCGCAGGACCAUUGAUGCCUUUGCGUUUCAACAAUCGCAGCUCGCUUCCCACUCCUUCAUGGUCAGCUAGCAAUCGAAUUAGUCAAGGCCCAGUCGGUUCAAUUGGUAUGCAACCAUCUCAAAUGCCAAAUUGGCCAAUCCGUGAGAAUCCUCCAGACUUUUUCAAACUCAAUACGGGCAGUCGUCCUAUCGAGAUCAAGCCAGAUCCGGACAACGCAAAAAAGCUCGCAGAUGCGUUUGUGCCAACGGCAAAAGCCAGUUCAACCCAUCAACACCAAAGGGACCCUUCCGCUGGUGUUGGCGAACAUCCAGUUAUCUCUCGUACGCCCAUCACUUCAAAUAGUCCAUGGAGUUCGUCAACGGUUGCUUCUACUAACAGCUUGGGAUUAGAUGGUUUGAGUCCGCAGAGCACAAUUUCCAUGAGCAGUACUGCUUUGCAAACGCCUGAAUCGGUUCGUGAUCGUGAUUCUGCCGGCAUUUGGUCAAACACUCACGGAAGCUCUGUUGGUAAUCGUAAUGCAUGGGGCAAUAAGCAUACGAACCUUGCUGGCUCCGCUAUUCUUUCUUUGCAAAGUGACGUUGUGGAAAAGAACAACAGUCGUCCUUCAAUGGCAAUGAUGGCACCAGUUGGCCAUGAGAAAACCUCUAGCCCAAUGCGCAUCAUGCACGCAACCAAUAAUGCUCAAUAA